CACACUUGCGACCAGCGUUACCAGAUCCAAAAGCAAUCAAUAGGGCAAAAGCAAAUACAUCAGAACCGAAAAUAUAUAGCAAUAUAUAGAGAGAUAUAAUGGCGGCGCCGAUGCAACACGAGGAUCUGUUGAAGCUGAAGAGCUUUAUAGAGUUUGUGGACUCGAAUCCCACGGUUUUGAACAUGCCGCAGCUGCAGUUCGUGAAGGAUUUUGUGGAGAAGUUCGGGGGAACGGUGCCGGCUGGCGAUUUCAAGAUGCCCGACGCCUCCGCCGGAGGGAAGUGCCCAUUUGGUGGCGAUGCAGGUGCAAAGGCCAAGAAGCCGGCUUCUGGAACCGCCGAUCCCACCGAGAAGUCCCCUGAAGACAGCGAGGACGAGGAGUCCCUUUCCGAACCCGAGUCGGACGUAGAGCUGGACAUGGAGGGAGUGAUCGAAGCGGACAGCGAUCCCGCCCAGCCCAUGGGCGACUCCGCCAAGGAGCCCACCGAAGAGGAGGUCGACCAGGCGGGCGAUCUGCGUGCCCAGGCCGCAUCCGCCUACGGCCAGCAGAAGUUCGACGAGGCCAUCGCCCUGUACACCAAGGCCAUCGAACUGAAUCCGGGCAAUGCCCUGUUCCACGCCAAACGUGGCCAGGCCUUCCUCAAGCUGAAGAAGCCGAAUGCCUGCAUCCGGGAUUGCGACAAGGCGCUGGAACUCAACUGCGAUUCGGCGGCCGCCUACAAGUUUAGGGGCCGUGCCCGUCGCCUCCUCGGUGACUUUGAACUGGCCGCCAAGGAUCUGCGACAGGCGUGCAAGCUCGACUUCGACGAGGAGACCGACGAGUGGCUCAAGGAGGUGACCCCGAAUGCCAAGAAGAUCGAGCAGCAUCGCGUCAAGCAGGAGCGCCGCCAGGCCGAGCGCAAGAUCAAGGAGCGCCAGCGGGCUCAAAGGCGCGCCCGCAAGGAGCAGGCCAAGCAGAGCGCCAGUUCCGGAGGCGGUUCAUCUGGAGGAUUCCCCGGCGGAUUCCCUGGUGGCUUCCCAGGCGGAUUCCCCGGUGGAUUCCCUGGUGGAUUCCCCGGCGCAGCUGGCGGCGGAGGCGGUGGCAUGCCGGGCAUGCCUGGCGGCGUCGAUAUGGCCGAUCUGAUGGGCGCCAUGAAGGACCCCGAGGUGGCCGCCGCUAUGCAGGACAUCCUUGGCAAUCCGGCCAACAUCACGAAGUACGCGUCCAACCCAAAGAUCUUCAACCUGAUCAAGAAGUUCGUGCCCGGAGGAGAUUUGGGAGCUGCUUUUGCCCAAGCAGAGGAGAAAUCGGGAGAGCCGAGCGAGCCAAAAACCAAGAAGGGAUCCGCCGACUUCGUGGAUGAUGGCUUGGAUUAGGGAUCGGGACUCAAUAAGAAACAUAAAACACGCGGCGAUGAAAAUAAGUUAACAAACCACACACACGAAAUAGAGCGAGAUGAAAAAUCGGGAAACAGAGAGAGAGAAAUAGAGGAGGUUAAAGAAAGACACUAGGAAAAGAGGAAAGCUGCUGCCUUACACAUUUUCCAGCUCAGAAAUAACUUGAACAUUUCCCUACGCUUUAUCUUAAAUCACAUACAAAAGGAAAGGUCAGCAGAGCCGAAAAUAAAUAUAAAUAAAAGAAAAACUAUACACACGCGCAGUCAGAAGAAUAAGUAACUUUUAUUCAAAAUGGCAGAUGAGAACAUAAGAAAAUAAAGUAGAUGGAAGUGGCUCAACCCAUCUUUGAACAGCUUUUUAUUGGCCAUAAAAGAAGAAAAUACAACUAAAAGCUAAAAUACUUUAAACAGCUAUUUCCAAUUUCCACAUAAAAAGGAUUCACACAUGCCUACGCCAUUAUCAGUUCACAAAAAGAUCAGAAUGUGUCCUGUAAAGAAAAUAACUAUGAAUGUUUCCUUACUAACAUUUAAACGUCAAGUCAUUGUCAAGUCUGUCGAUCGAUCUAGUUGAACUAAAGCUCGAUAAGAUACCAAAACAAAAAGAAAUGAAAAUAUAUUAAAUAAUUAGCCUUAAUUAACGAUACUCGGAGACAUCAGAUAACAGCCCGAAACAUGGAAUAACAAAAACUAAUCACACCAUUUUGUCAAACAAAAUUGUACUGAGUAGGAUUUGAAUAAUAUUGUACUAAGCAAAUGCAUUUAGCCACUCGAAAAGAAAACAUUCGCCCACUCAUAUUCAUAAACACAUACAUGCAUAUGUCGAACAUUCAUUCAACCGUGAUCAAUGGAAUUAAAUAAACGAGAAUCCGAAGUGCUAA
This is a messenger RNA of Drosophila rhopaloa, 2253 nucleotides long. Its product is annotated as hsc70-interacting protein 1. Lineage: Eukaryota; Metazoa; Arthropoda; Insecta; Diptera; Drosophilidae. The transcript is spliced from 4 exons. The coding region runs from base 99 to 1355 and encodes 418 amino acids. The record is from RefSeq and is a predicted model, not a curated record. Gene Ontology annotation, molecular function: Hsp70 protein binding; protein dimerization activity.